UGAGGGAUUCCCACCAACCCUUUGAGUUCUCAGGUCUGCACAUAUGUUUUUUUUGUCCCAUUAUGAGGGUCUCCCACUAUCUCUAGACAGAGUUCCCCAGGUCUGCACAAUGACUGUCCAUUAUGAGGGGUUCCCACCAUCCCUGUGCUUAGUUCCCAGGUCUGUACACCUGCUGUACCCAUUAUGAUGGGCUUCCACCCUCUAUGCGCUGAGAUAUCUGCUCUGCUACUCUCUAUGUUGAGUUUCCAGACUGGCUGUGCCUAUUAUGAGGAUCUUCCACCCUCCAUGUGCUGAGUUCCCA
This is a messenger RNA of Staurois parvus, 301 nucleotides long. NCBI's taxonomy places the organism in Eukaryota, Metazoa, Chordata, Amphibia, Anura, Ranidae. The record is from the annotation of a GenBank genome assembly.